UUUCAGAACAAUAACAGCAUCUGGUUCCUCAGUCGGUUUCUGAAGAUGGCCAUGCUGCUCUUGGUGAUCCUCCUGCACUUCAGUGGUUUCCAGCAGAUAGCAGAAGGCAUGCAGACUAUCAAGGUGAGAUCAGGUGAGGACGCCAUGCUACAGUGCCCCCUGCUGGACGGCUCUAACGCCACCACAGCCAACCACAUGGUGUCCCCCAGUGGCCCGUCCACCGUCAGCUGGUACAGGAAGGCAGCAGGGCAUGCACCUGAGCUCCUCGUCAGCUUCAGACCUGCAGACGGCUCUAACAUUAAGUACGGAACCGCUGUCGGUCCAGAUAAAGUCUCAGCUGCAGCUGAUGGUUCUCUGCUGCUGCGGCACUCCGAGCAGAGCGACACAGCGGUUUAUUACUGUGGGAUCAGCCAGGGAUCUGAACAGAAGAUGGACCCAAACCCAUAGAACCACACAGGGAACUAAUACGGACUCAGCUGCUUUUAGUUUAGGGUUCACAAAAUAAGGCCAGAUGGCCAGAAAUGGACCUAAGACAUCUUAAUUUGACCUUUGACACCUGGACUAGAAAAUGUUAACUACACCUUAACAUCCUGAGUAUGAAGCAUCCAGUUGUUGUUCUGGUUUGGUUCUGUUUACACAGAUUCUGGUUCACCCAUAUGAUGUCACACAGACAAAUAAAUAACAAAUCAAUCAUUAAACAGGUGUAUUUUCAUGUGAACACAGGGUCACCUGUUUUGAACACAAUCUGUUAUUUAAGGAAGUUCUCCUAAACAAACAUUCAGAAUGAGCCUUAGACACUGAUUAUCAUCCAUGUUGGAGUAAAACUUUUAGAAAAUGAUAAAUAAAAUGUUUAAAUUAUAACAUUUAUUAAUUAUAAAGACAAACUUAAAACACUUGGAGAUGAUUUUUUUUUCACUAACUGAGAGAAAACUUCCUUUUUGCCUGAGGGUGAAAAUUCAUUUUUGAGCUGUUGUUUCAUCUUCUGACUAUCAGAAGGUGCCCUUCUGUGGAUUCAAAUCAUAACAAGAUUUAACAAAAUCCACAGUUUAAAAUAAAUAUAGUUUACACAUUCAGGUCACGUCAGCCUGAUCUUUGUGAUGUGGAUCAAGACCACAGCAGGAGCCAUACCACCCCAGAACCCUGGCCCAGAACCGGCACAGGUUAGGUUAGUGGUUAGGAGCUUUGUCUCGGGUCCGUUCAUAGACAAAAACUUAAAACAUGUUUUUUUGUUUUUGUUGUUUUGACAACAUUUUUGUAAGUAAAAAAAAAUGGACUCAACAAAACAGAUUGUUGUUUUUUGUUUAUAUUUGUUUCUCAAUGAUCAAUUAAAUUUAAAUGUACUUUAAUCAGAAACAUAUUUAACCUAAAUUUUAACAAUCGUAAUGACUUGAAUCUGUUCAAAAUAAUUUAUUUAAAAACCAAAAAUAUGUUUAAAACCAGCGAGGUUAAAAGAGAAAAAUAUCAACAUCAAGAUGAAUUUUAUUGUUUUAUUGAGGCUAUUAGUAGAUUUUACAGAAAAACUAAAAAUACAAAAACAUCCAGUUAAUAAUUUCGUCAAAGAGCUAAUUUAUUUAUUAUUAGAAGUUAUGGAAAAAAGAUUAAAGAUAAACACGUUUAGAACAAUGACUAAAAUCCAACAGCAAACUCCAGCCGCUUAAAAUGAAGCCAACCGGAAGUGACGCAAAUUGCAGUACCUCCCUCAUCCACUAGGGGAAGAAUCCAGAAAGGAGCAAGUUCCCAUUGACUCCCAUGGUAAAAUACCAACUUCGCAGCAGAAACAAACAUGUUUACAGUCUGGUUCAAAAACACAUUUUAGGAUUAAUAGGUCAAGUGUACCAUCUUGACAAAACUCCGAGGGGGUGGAUUUAUUUGUAGUGCAUCUGUUCAGAUGAAAUUACAGGUUGAAAUUAUGAAUAUGCUACUGAGGGGCGUGUCCUUCUGAUUCACAGGUAGCAGAGGAAUCAUCAGCGCUAGUGGCUUGCCCUGUAUGGAACAAAUAGUCUCAUCAGAAUUUGACUUUUUUUAGACAUUGAGUUUUUAUUCUAUGAAAUUAUGUAUUUGAAAUAUAAAAAAAA
Nothobranchius furzeri (turquoise killifish) is the source of this 2075-nucleotide messenger RNA. RefSeq names its product secreted immunoglobulin domain 1 (gene sid1). The record is from RefSeq and is a predicted model, not a curated record. NCBI's taxonomy places the organism in Eukaryota, Metazoa, Chordata, Actinopteri, Cyprinodontiformes, Nothobranchiidae.